Molecule: messenger RNA, 1812 nt
Organism: Coccomyxa subellipsoidea C-169
Lineage: Eukaryota; Viridiplantae; Chlorophyta; Trebouxiophyceae; Coccomyxaceae
Exons: 6
Coding region: 1-1812 (603 amino acids)
Source: RefSeq, a predicted model, not a curated record
AUGCAUGCGCCAAACCCGGCCCCAAGCUCGCAGCCGCAAAUGCACGAGCCACCAGCAGAGGCGAUAGCUCCAGCGCAGCUGUCAGCUGCGCCAGAGCUGAGCGCUACCGCCCAACUUGCAGCAUCCUUCCUGCAGACGCGGCUGCUCAGCGGGCCGAGCCUGCGCACCAAAAACGUGGCCAGCCCGGGGGAGGCCCCUGCCGGCGGCUCCGCUUCCAUCACAUCCACCCAGACCUACGCCAGCUCCACCACAGCCAACGGCGUCGCCACCGCGCCCGCGCCGGCGCCGGCGGCCGCGCAGGGGACGCGAGUCGUGAGCGGGUCGCAACUGCGCAUCCGCACGCUCGCCAACGUCGCGCCGGCCGGCGCACCGGUGGCCGCCGCGUCGGUGGCGGCUGCGCCGCCCGCUGCCGCGCCGACCGCGGUGCCGGGAGCUGCGCCACGCGUGCUCGGCCCGCCGGCUUCCCGCACCUUUACGCUCGCGGCAUUAACGCCCGGGGGCGCACCGGCUCCGGCCGGCGCCCCCGCCGCGGCCGUGGCUGCGCCAGGCCCGGGCAACCGGCUGCUCGGCCCGCCGUCCAGCCGCUCGGUGCCAAUCGCUAGCGCACCCGGGCCAGGGCUGGCCGCGCCGGCCGUGGCGGCCGUACCGGCGUUGGCCCCGGCGGCUGCAGCGCCGGAGAACCCCAACCGCGUUUUCGGCCCGCCAUCAACACGCACCUUUGCCACGUCGACGCCGGCUGGUGCUCCUGUAGCGGCUGCGUCGCUCGCGCCGGCGGCGGCGCCCGCGGCUGCUUUUCCGGCUACCGCUCCGGCAGUGGUGCCUGCGGCCGCGCCCCCGGUUGUCGCUCCCGUGGCGGGGGUGUCGUCUCCGGCGCAGGUGCCGGCGGCCGCGCCGCCGACAGCCCUGGCGGCUCAGGCGCCAUCGACCCGGGUGUUCUCGUCGGCUUCGCGGCGGGACGGCCUCAUUGUGCCUGGCGGAGUGCAGGCCCCUGCAACCCCGCCGGCCGCCAGCCCGCCGGCAGCAGCCCCGGCGCCAAAUGAGGUGGUGCAGUCCCAGUCGGUGCCAGCCCCGGCACCGGCAGUGGAAGCGCCUGCCAUUGCACCCGCUUCAGCCGUCCCGUUGGUUCCAGCCCCUGCCGCACUCGUCACAGCACCAGCACAGGCUCCAGCCGAGGCGGUGUUUGUGGGGAGAUCCCCAGCUACAGUGGCGUCUCCUCCGGCCGCGGCGCCCCCCGUUGCGGGCGGUUCCCCAGCGGCAGUGCCACCAGAAGGGGAGUCCCCGCCUGCGGCGGUGUCCCCCGCGGGGGGCACCCCCAGCAUCGGCGCGGAGUCAUAUUCUUCAUAUUCUUCAGCAGCGUCGCCCCCCCCUCCGCCACCGCCGCCGCCCCCUCCACCACCGCCGCCACCGCCGCCGCCGCCACCGCCGCCGCCACCGAUUUAUUACCCCGGCCAGUCUUACGGCAGCUACACUCCCACCACUCCAAUCCAAGGCGAAUCAACUCCCUCGGGCCCCAGCCAGCCGAGCGGGCCGGCAGCGCCGCCCGAGGGCAGCGCGCCGAUCUCAGGCGAGGGCCCCCUGCCCCAAGGGGGAGGUGCGCCCCCCAGCGGUGGCAGCGGCGGCGGUGAGGGAUCCCCACAGGGUCCCCCCAGCGGUGGCAGCAGCGCACCACCGCAGGGACCCCCCAGCGGCACCACCGAUUACCGCGGCAGCGACCCUGUGGGGUCUGACACCAAGGGGUCUGACACACGGGGCAGUGACCCCGUUGGCAGCGACACAAAGGGCAGCGAUACGAUUGGAAAUGGCAAGGGAUGA